Messenger RNA from Tarenaya hassleriana, 875 nucleotides. RefSeq names its product inositol-tetrakisphosphate 1-kinase 2-like. NCBI's taxonomy places the organism in Eukaryota, Viridiplantae, Streptophyta, Magnoliopsida, Brassicales, Cleomaceae. The record is from RefSeq and is a predicted model, not a curated record. Gene Ontology annotation, biological process: inositol trisphosphate metabolic process. Bases 168 to 605 code for a protein of 145 amino acids. The transcript has 6 exons. Gene Ontology annotation, molecular function: ATP binding; inositol-1,3,4-trisphosphate 6-kinase activity; inositol-1,3,4-trisphosphate 5-kinase activity. Gene Ontology annotation, cellular component: cytoplasm.
CUCCAUCUUCUGAUUUCUCUCCCAGUAAAGAUUCCUCCUUUUUCUGAUUUCUUGCAACCCAAGCUUGAAAUUCUCUCUAGGAUUACCAGCAAAAACAUCCGAAAGUGAGCCAAGUGACCAUCCUCGAUCCUCAAACUGCAAUACACCGAAUACAUAAUCGGCAAUCGAUGCUGCAGUGUGUUGCAGAUCUGAAUCUGUCUGAUUGUGGUGAUGGGGCUAAAAUUGCCACCAGGUAUCAAACUACAUGCCAAAGGUUACUGGAUUUAUGUCAAUCUGGACGUAUUUCAAUUGCCAUUUCAUUGGCAAAACCUCUCUUGGUUGAUGGAACUGCAAAGUCGCAUCAGAUAUUGCUAGCCUAUGACCGGUUCUCGCUUUUGGAACUUGAACCCCUACUGGUCCUUCAAGAGUUUGUGAAUCAUGGUUUUCGUGGUGUUGUGAGGCGGUGUUCUCUACGGAAUGUGAGCAACUGUGAAAGAGCCAAAGUUGCUGGUGUGUUUCAGUUCCUGAGGGUUUCUUCUGCUUCAUCUUCUCCAGAUGACACUGACUUAGACCCACGUAUUGCUGAGUUACCGCCAAGGUCAUUGCUCGAGACCUUUGUCAAAUGAUUACAAGAAUCUGACUGGUAAAGUCUUGACCUUUGGUCGGGUUUUAAAUGGCGACUGGCUGCUUUCCUUCAACGUAGAUAUGAUCCGAGAACAUGGGAGCAGAGACGUGUUUUACGCCGUCGGCAUCAACUGCUUUCUUGGCAAGUAAUAAACCUUGCUGCGUUCAGAUUUAAAGAGGUUGUCUCUUGUUUCUAUAUUUUGUAGUUUUUUAUUUUAAAUUUUUUAGAAAUCUUUGAUUGAUUUGGAUGAAUUCAAUCUUGUUUUUUCUGU